UCUUGUGAUUAGCCAGUAACUUGGAUCACGUUGAACUGUACAUCGUGUCAAAAAGAAAAAUCAAACAUGAAAGCAAUCGUUAUCGUGCUCGCUAUUUCUUUCGUCGCCGUCUUGGGUGAGCUCACAAAUGAACAAAAGGCCAAAUUGAGAGAGUACAAAGAAUCCUGUAUCAAUGAAUCUGGCGUUGAUCCAACCGUAGUUGAAAAUGCGAAAGGAUCAAGGGCAACAUCGGAAAAUGACGAAAAGCUUGCCUGUUUCUCUACCUGUUUCUUGAAGAAAAUUGGAAUUAUGAAAGCGGAUGGAGAUAUUGACUGGGAGGCAGCUCGUGCUAAACUACCAUCAGACGUACCACAAGAACAGGCUGAUCAAUUAUAUAAUGCGUGCAAAGACAUUACUGGAACUGGUUGCGAAAAGGGACACAAUCUGCUUAAAUGUUUUGUGGAAAACAAGCAAUUUAAUCUUCUGCAUUAAGCAAAUGAGACCAAACUCAAUAUGAAAACCUAAUUAGAUCUAUUAGUUAGAUACCAUGUAUCGUCUACUUAUUUAGAUAACAUUAAAAUAUUACCUUGCACGUUCAUGCAACAGUGUAGAGCUGUGUUAAUGAAAAAAUAAAUAUACAUGUCGCUUCAGCAUAAAACAA
Temnothorax curvispinosus is the source of this 640-nucleotide messenger RNA. It is a transcript of the gene Obp13, whose product is annotated as general odorant-binding protein 56a-like. The record is from RefSeq and is a predicted model, not a curated record. The coding region runs from base 67 to 471 and encodes 134 amino acids. Gene Ontology annotation, biological process: sensory perception of smell. Lineage: Eukaryota; Metazoa; Arthropoda; Insecta; Hymenoptera; Formicidae. The transcript is spliced from 5 exons. Gene Ontology annotation, molecular function: odorant binding.